AUGGCUGAUUAUGUACAGCUCGUUGACGGGCUGUUAUAUCUCGUGGUGAACAACUUCCAUCACACAUCUCUGGACUGUUCUAGCGUCCUUGUGAAUUUGAAUGGGCGUAUCAAAAUUGGCACGGUAGCACGGAUCGAUUGCUGUGUGUUCCAGCAAAGAGGUAGAGCCGAUGCCAGUGACCUGGCGCCAGUGUCGAGAAUUAUGAUGGAAUUGAUGCAAAAAUAUGUCAAAGAAGAUAGGGCAGUAGGAAUUGAUAAUCUCGACCGCUGGAGAACCUGCCCGGCUGCGAUCGAAUUUCUCUGCGCGACGACCUCGGCAGGCUCUUUUGAAGAACUGAAAGAGCAACGACUGUUGACGGAAAUCUCAUGCUGCCCAGGGAAUCUCAUCGGACUUGCGUGGUUCGCGUUGAUCUCUGCUCGCACAUUCUACUCGUACACGCCAGGCCCCAUGAAGAACGAUUGA
Messenger RNA from Penicillium waksmanii, 462 nucleotides. RefSeq lists its product as uncharacterized. NCBI's taxonomy places the organism in Eukaryota, Fungi, Ascomycota, Eurotiomycetes, Eurotiales, Aspergillaceae. The coding region runs from base 1 to 462 and encodes 153 amino acids. The transcript is spliced from 3 exons. The record is from RefSeq and is a predicted model, not a curated record.